Messenger RNA from Peromyscus maniculatus bairdii (prairie deer mouse), 802 nucleotides. The record is from RefSeq and is a predicted model, not a curated record. Lineage: Eukaryota; Metazoa; Chordata; Mammalia; Rodentia; Cricetidae.
UCCACUUAAAGCUGGGCCAUGGUCUUUAAUCCCAGCACUCGGGAAGCAGAGGCAGCCAGGUCUACAGAGUAAGUUCCAAGACAGCCAAGGCUACUCAGAGAAACCUUGGCUCGAGAAAAAAAACCAACAGCAAAAAAAUAACAAAAAAGAGAGGAGUAGGGCUCCGAUGGGUCGUAGCCGUGGCCACUCCCCGCGGAGGGAACGUAGGCAGUCCAGGUCCACAUCACAGGAUCCAGAAAGAAGGCGCCAAAAAAGGUCCAGAAGGAGCCGCUCAAGAUCCCCACACCAAAGACGCUCCAGGUCUCCAAGGCGACAUAGAUCCACAUCUCCUUCCCAUUCUCGACUGAAGGAAAGAAGAGAUGUGGAGAAGAAAGAAACUGCAGAAGUAAAGAUCGAAGAACGUCCGAUCAGUGAGGAAAAUCUGGAAGGUAAGACAGAGGAAGAAAUAGAAAUGAUGAAGUUAAUGGGAUUUGCUUCUUUUGACUCCACAAAAGGGAAGAAGGUAGCUGGCUCCGUAAACGCCUAUGCCAUAAACGUGUCUCAGAAGAGGAAAUACAGGCAGUACAUGAACCGAAAAGGCGGAUUCAACAGACCUCUGGAUUUUAUUGCAUGAGACUUGAGGUGUUGGAGAAUGUCCCCCCUCAUCUGGGCCAGAGAGUAUUUUAUAUUUUGCAUUUAAUACACCUCCAAAUAGGACCUUGGUUCUUCUGUGAAGGCCUAGACUUGACUUUACAGGCUCCAUCUUGGGGAAAGGGCCACCAUCUCAGACCACCUGCUGUACUCAGUUCCAGAAAGGACCUCA